Messenger RNA from Gossypium raimondii (Peruvian cotton), 1619 nucleotides. Its product is annotated as MADS-box transcription factor 6. NCBI's taxonomy places the organism in Eukaryota, Viridiplantae, Streptophyta, Magnoliopsida, Malvales, Malvaceae. Gene Ontology annotation, cellular component: nucleus. The transcript has 11 exons. The record is from RefSeq and is a predicted model, not a curated record. Gene Ontology annotation, biological process: positive regulation of transcription by RNA polymerase II. Gene Ontology annotation, molecular function: DNA-binding transcription factor activity, RNA polymerase II-specific; RNA polymerase II cis-regulatory region sequence-specific DNA binding; protein dimerization activity. The coding region runs from base 107 to 769 and encodes 220 amino acids.
UCGAGUAGUGCGGUCGUGUCACCAGAGCCGUCUCGUUCUUGCCUGACUCAAAAACACCCACAAAGCCAUUGACAACGUACUCCUGACAGUCGACACCUAUGCGCCAAUGGAUGAUAGUUGGGUUUUAAAGGAAAUGGGGAGAGGCAAGGUUGAGUUGAAAAGAAUUGAGAACCCAACAAACAGGCAAGUUACCUUCUCAAAGAGAAGAAAUGGGCUUCUCAAGAAAGCUUUUGAGUUGUCCAUUCUUUGUGAUGCUGAAGUUGCCUUGCUUAUCUUCUCUUCUUCUGGAAAGGUUUACCAAUUUGCAAGUCAUGACAUGGAUAGGACUGUUGCAAAGUAUAGAAGGGAAGUAGGGCUGCCUGAUUCAAGUAACCCCCAAUUUAGAACCAGGGAGUUUUGGAGAAGUGAGAUUGAUGAGUUAAAGAGAUCCAUAAACACCUUGGAAGCUAGACUUAAGCACUUAUCUGGAGAAGACAUCUUAGCAUUAGGCAUGAGAGACUUGAAACAGCUUGAGCGCCAGUUGAAAAUAGGCGUUGAACGUGUCCGCUCCAGAAAGAGACGCAUUGUUUCGGAUCACGCCACCUUGCUGAAGAGAAGGCACAAACAAUUGCAAGAGGAGAACAGUCGCCUCCACAAAAGAGUUAAGUUGAAAGAGUUACAAGAUGGCAAUAUCAGCUCAGGACUUGUGGGUGAAAAUGCUUGCACCAUGUUUCAUCAAAGGAUCGUUCAUGACGAAGAUUUCCAUAACGAAACAGGCCUCCCACUAUGAGCGGAUAUAUGCAUCUGGAUGUCACCGGCGUUAUUAUUGCAUAAUAUUUAGUUGACCUCGGCGUAUCCAGAACGGUGGCGGCCUCGGCUUUCUCUGCUCACCGCCGCGUCAUUUCUUCCCGGAGAUUCGCGAUGGAGGCGGAUAAAACUAUAUCGCCGUCGUCGGAUCGAGUGAAUCGGGAGGGACUACAGGGUCCAAGGGAAGAUAAUUCCUUUCGGCCAGUGGGUACCGAAGGUAGCUGCUGACGCUUAUGUGGCGCCUAAAUUUGUCUUGGCCGUCAAGUAACCGUCAACGAUGGAGCCUCGGUAUGGGACGGCUGCGUCCUAGGCGGCGAUCUCAACAAGAACACCGUUGGAUUCUGCUCUAUUUUGCAGGAACGCUGUGUUAUUCACGCCGCUUGGUUCUCAACUGCUGGGUUUCUGGCAGAGACAUCAAUUGGCGCAUACAGUCUCUUUAAGAUCAUACACGAUUGAACCAGAGUGCAUUAUUGGAACUUGUUCUAUUCCUAUGGAAGGUUCCCUGGUAGAGACACACUAUCCUUGAAGCCGGUUGUGUAGUCCCUCCAGGUCAGAGAAUCCCAAGUGGUGAGCUUGGAGCAGGAAAUCUGGCUGAGUACACGAAGAAACAUUAGAAAUCUGUAAACUUACGGUGGCAAUAAGCAAUCUUAGCACAGAUCGUUUGAUGAUGUAGUUGUGAAGUCCAUUGAAAUGGGAUAUAGUUUGCAACUGAAAGACUUUGUUGGGUUAAUUUCUUUAAAUAAACCCAAACCCGAAAGUCUGUUUGAAGAAAAUGUGUGUGAUUCGAUCUAAUCAAAAACCAAAUGCAGGAACAUCCAUGAUUGAAACUCAAA